Messenger RNA from Clarias gariepinus (North African catfish), 2988 nucleotides. Its product is annotated as serum paraoxonase/arylesterase 2-like. The transcript has 9 exons. The record is from RefSeq and is a predicted model, not a curated record. Lineage: Eukaryota; Metazoa; Chordata; Actinopteri; Siluriformes; Clariidae. Bases 65 to 1129 code for a protein of 354 amino acids. Gene Ontology annotation, molecular function: arylesterase activity.
AACGGUGGCGCCAUUUCAGAAGUAGCGCCAUAACUUAAGUGGUGUAAACAAUAUACAAAACAACAUGGGAAAGUUAGUAGUACUCUCGGUUGUGGUGGCAGUUUUAGCGCUACUGAUUGGAGAGCGAUUUUAUGCACUAAGAAAUACAGCUUUGGGUUUUCGAGAACUUACCCAAAAUCACCUUCCUAACUGUGAGCUGAUAAAAGGAUUAGAGAUUGGAGCUGAAGACAUCACCGUAAUUGAAUAUAGGCUGGCUGUCAUAAGCACUGGCCUGAAGUAUCCAGGAAUGCCUCGUCUUUCUGAUGCACCUGGAAAGAUCUAUGUGCUCAAUCUGGCCUCUGGAAAAGAUCCUACAGAGCUCCACAUUAAGGGGGACUUUGAUGCAGCUUCUUUUGGCCCACAUGGAAUCAGUGUAUAUACAGAUGAAGAUGGCUCUCGAUAUUUAUUUGUGGUGAAUCAUCCACAUGACAACAGCCAGGUUGAGAUAUUUCAGUAUAUCGAAGAGGAGAAUACUCUAGUUCACAUGAAGACUAUAAAGCAUGAGUUGCUGCAUAAUGUGAAUGACAUUGUAGCUGUAGGAGUGGAGAAUUUUUACGCCACUAAUGACCACUACUUCACCAACGAGUACCUGAAGCUUCCGGAAAUGCUGUUCUCUCUGCCCUGGUGUAAUGUGGUGUAUUAUAGUCCUGAAGCAGUUCGUGAGGUGGCAGGAGGAUUUUUCGGGGCCAAUGGAAUCAACAUCUCCCCUGACAGAAAGCAUUUGUAUGUGUCCGAUUUAAUGAAUCACCAAAUCGUUGUGCUGAUCAUCCAGAAAGACAAUGUACUGUCCCGUGUGAAGGAAGUUGCCGUAGGCUCCCUGUGUGACAAUAUUGAAGUGGAGAGUAAAACUGGAGACUUGUGGAUGGGUUGCCACCCAAAUGGAGUUAAAUUUUUUCUACGUGAUCCAAAUGAUCCACCUGGAUCAGAGGUCAUUCGUAUUCAGAAUAUCCACUCCGACGAGCCAGUGGUGACUCAAGUGUACUCUGAUAAUGGCAGCGUGCUCAUAGGAUCUUCAGUGGCUACUCCAUACCGAGGGAAACUCCUUAUCGGAAGUGUUUACCAAAAAGCCCUGAUGUGUGACCUUGAGUAGAACAUACACGCACACAACAUCGAACACUGUUCUGCAUCACUACAGUGCCUCACAUACAGAUUGGAAACAAAGUGUCUUUGAGAGCCCUGGCAGAGAUUUGACAUGUCUCCAGAACUGUGCUGGAGAAAGUGACAGUGUUCUUCCCAAAGAUUCCGCUCAAUUGGUAGUUUAAUGGUGGUAUUAGAUGCUAUUUUACACAUUACUUUAGUGUUUAUUUGAGGUUUGGGUACAUGGUCAUCCUGGGGAAAAACAAAAAAAAAAAAAAUUCAAUCAUCUUUUUCUUCAAUUUGUCACUUAUCUGUAGGUGUGUCCUAUAUCAGGAAAUAGGUUUUCACAGUAUUGUGUAUACAUCAUCUCUAUGGGAUUCUCACAGAUGUGUACUUAGUCAAAAUAAAUAAAAUAAAACUCCCAUAUUCAUAAGUUAGCCUGUUGGCUAAAUAUUAUAUGGAAUAUGAUAUAUAUACAUAGAUACAAAAUAAUUAAAGUAAUUUUCACAUCUAAAAUUUUAGUGAUGUGAUUAACCUCUACUAAUUAAACACACUGCACACUACAGACAACAGUGGCAAAAUAAGUAGCAAAGCACAUGGAUGUAGCAGCAAAUAAAACAUAAAGGCAUUGGUCACUAUGACCUUGAAUUAAUUUGAAAAUCUUUAAAAAAAAUAAAAUAAUAUAAAUAUCCAUAACUGUUUUGAUGUUUUACAGUAAUGUUUGCCGUGAAAAAGUAUUUGAUUAUUUCAUUUAUUAAGGAAUAAAAAAGCUGUCCAAACCUAAUUUGAACAAUGGUUUGCUGAAGUCCCAAAAGUCUUAGAAAUGGCUUGGCCACCCUUUCCAGACUGAUACAUGUCAAUUACUUUCUCAUCUGUUUUCGUUUCUCAUUUCUGUUGAUUUUGAUUCUUGAUUUGUUCUUUAAACCGUAUUGCUUCUUUUAUUGUGCUUCACUUUGUCAGAUGGGUUCGAUUUAAAUGUUUUCUUGAUUCAACAGGUCUGGCAUUGGGGGGAUUACUUUUUCAAUUACUUUUCCCACAUAGUGCAAGCAAGGGUUAAACAGCUUUUUGUAUUUACUCGGAUUAUCUUUGUGUGAUACAGUAUUAAAAUUUGCCUUUAAAUUGUGUAACAUCGGAUAAGAGCUGCGGGGACCCUUUUAUAAGAUGCUGGAAUUUUGGCCAUUUCCUCCUGAAAGAACUGGUGUAACCGAGUCAGAUUUGUAGGCCUGCAACAAAGAACAGUGCUAAAAAAAAUCAUUAUUUUUUAUGUCUUUAACCUAAGUGUGUGUAAACAUUUGACUUUAACUGUAUUACCAGGCUAGACUAAAUAAUUUAAGGUUGGUAUAAAACAGACAUAAAAUCUAAAGAAACAUUAAUCAUAAAUAUGGGUUGUAAAAAAAAAAAACUGGUUGAGAUAAAGUGGGGAGCACAGGUACAAGUUUUUUUUUUUAUUAGUGGGUAAUUAUAGAAUGUACUAGUUUUAAUAAUAUACUUAUUAUUAUUAUUAUUAUAUAUUUUAUAUUUGGUAUUGCAUACAGUUGUGUUUGAAUGGCCAUAAAGCUAAUGCUGUGAUUUACUUUAUACUGUGAACUCUAGUUUAAGAGCUUACAAUAUGUUCAAGAAUGUUAUGUUCAAGUAAAGUCAUAAAGAUAUCUUUUGAUCAUCAUAGUUAAUGCGCCAAAAAAAGCAAGCUGUUAGUUUUCAGUUUUUUUUUACCCUUUUACAUUUUCUACAUUUUGUUGUGUUUCACACUCACCUUAAAAUGUAAAUGUAAAAUGUACCCCCCCCCACAUCAUCUGCAUACAAUUCCCCAUAAUUACAAAGUAAAAAAAGAGUGUUUCAUUAAUUUAUUAAAAUAAAGAAAUGUUCAAUUUA